Chlamydomonas reinhardtii is the source of this 2128-nucleotide messenger RNA. RefSeq lists its product as uncharacterized. Bases 149 to 1450 code for a protein of 433 amino acids. Gene Ontology annotation, biological process: amino acid metabolic process; biosynthetic process. Gene Ontology annotation, cellular component: mitochondrion. The record is from RefSeq and is a predicted model, not a curated record. NCBI's taxonomy places the organism in Eukaryota, Viridiplantae, Chlorophyta, Chlorophyceae, Chlamydomonadales, Chlamydomonadaceae. Gene Ontology annotation, molecular function: L-aspartate:2-oxoglutarate transaminase activity; pyridoxal phosphate binding. The transcript is spliced from 11 exons.
ACAUCCCCUGCCGCAUCCCCGAAUGAGCAGUUUGCAGACUCAGUUGCACGUAUAAACUUCAGUCUUUGUUACGCUUGCAGCAGAACCUCUUCUCGCGAACGCCGACACCUUUUGCAACACCUCGCUUCGUUCCUCUCCAAAGGACAUUAUGUGCGACAGUCCGAAUGCCCGCCUCGCUGUACUGGCGCGCCAGCUCUGUGCCGGCGGCCCUGGUGGCAGCACUUGGGAGCACGUUCAGCAGGCCCCGCCGGACCCCAUCAUCGGCGUGAAUGAUUCGUACCGCGCGGAUACCGACCCACGCAAACUCAACCUGGGCGUGGGAGCCUACCGCACCGAGGAGGGCAAGCCCUACGUGCUGCGUGCCGUGCGCGAGGCUGAGGCGGCUCUGGCUGCCGACCCCGCCGCCAACAAGGAGUACCUGCCCAUUGCCGGCCUGCCCGAGUUCAAUCGGCUGUCGCGGGAGCUGGCGCUGGGCCCCAGCCACCCCGCCAUCAGGGACGGCCGCGUGGCCACCGUGCAGGCGCUGUCGGGCACGGGCGCGCUGCGUGUGGGUGCCGAGUUCCUGGCUCAGCACCUGCCGCCCGGCCAGCCGCGUGUCGUGUACCUGCCCAACCCCACCUGGGGCAACCACAAGACCAUCUUCGGCAGGGCCGGCAUGCAGGUGCGAGAGUACCGCUACUUUGACGCCAAGACGCGUGGCCUGGACUUCGCGGGCAUGUGCGCCGACCUGUCUGCGGCGCCGCCCGGGGCCGUGCUGCUGCUGCACGCCUGCGCGCACAACCCCACCGGCGUCGACCCCAGCCCGGAGCAGUGGCGGCAGCUCCUGGCGCUGACGCAGGAGAGGAAGCUGCUGCCCUUCUUUGACAGCGCAUACCAGGGCUUCGCAAGCGGCGACCUGGACGCGGACGCCGCCAGUGUGCGGCUGUUUGCCAGCGCGCCGGGGCCGCAGGAGAUGGUGUUGGCGCAGUCGUUCGCCAAGAACAUGGGGCUCUAUGGCGAGCGCGCGGGGGCGCUCAGCGUCGUGUGCAAGAGCAAGGAGGUGGCCGGCCGCGUGGAGUCGCAGCUGAAGCUGGUGAUUCGCCCCAUGUACUCCAACCCGCCCAUGCACGGCGCCGCCAUCGCCGCCCGCGUCAUGGCCGACCCGCGCCUUAACGCCCUGUGGAAGGAGGAGCUGGCGGGCAUGGCCCACCGCAUCAAGGCCAUGCGCCAGGCGCUGUACGGCCAGCUGGUGGCGCGGCAGCUGCCCGGCGACUGGAGCUUCGUGCUCAAGCAGAUUGGCAUGUUCAGCUACACGGGCCUGAGCAAGGCUCAGUGCGAGGUGCUGACCCGCAAGUGGCACAUCCACCUGACCAUGGACGGCCGUAUCUCCAUGGCCGGCCUGUCGGCGGCCUCCUGCCCCUACCUGGCCGAGGCCAUUGCGGACGUGGUCACAAACGGCGGCAGCGCCUAGACACGCGGCUGCUAGGCGGCUGGGGCUUCAGCGCCGUGGUGCUGUGAAGGGGUGGAUGAUGGGGCCGGGUGGAUGCCAUUACGAGGCGGCACCUACGGGCUGUGGGCAGAGGAAGGUGGCGGGAGGAGGACCGGAGCGAGGGGCAAGGCUGGCGGGACCGGGAGGGCGGGUCGGGAGGCACGUGCUGCGGCCUACGGCUACAGGUUAAAUGAAGCAGCCCGCCGUGGCCCCGUGGGGUUGCUGUCCAGCUAGGCUGCCGGCGCUGUACAGUCCAUACAUAUGGUGGUACGCGCACGGGAUGAAGAGCUGUGAGUCGAAGCUUGUCACGCCGUGCCUUGCAGUAAUCGCUGUCCGCCCUAACACAUUCAGGUUGUCAACUCAUUGUUCAAGGACCGUACUGCGCAGUCCAGUCCAGUCAGGUGUUAGUUUGUCAGCGGGCAAACCCUUUUUGUGGCGUGGUGGUCUUGCCUGGUGGUGGUAUGUGUCCAGUUCUUCGUGCUGUGACGUUGAUGAUGCCGGGACAUUUUCAUCCCUUUCUUUCUCUCGGGAGUACCAUUGGCUUCCGAGUAUGGCGUACGUAAAUGGAAUGACACGUGGUCAUGUGCAGUCGCGCUUGGCGCAUUGCAGGUGGUGCCCUUGCUUCCCCAGCGCCUACAAUAUGCAACCUGUCCUUGUACA